GGACUAUUGGUCGCAUCAGCAGCCAGUUUCAAUUUAAUCCAGUCUGCGUGGAGUUACAUGUAGAGGUAGACGCAUCGAAUGCAAAGAAAUCCACCUCCUCGUGUACCGGGCGCCAUGUGGUAAAUUCGUCGAUCGUUAUUCUUUACAUCUCCAAAGACUCUGCUGAAACGAGUUAUUCAUGCAGCCGAACCGGCUGACCUUUUUCACAUAAUUCACACUCAUUCCCCUCGAAACAGACCGUGCCUGUUGUCUACCCGCUACUAUCUUCUAUUUCGAUUGUCGGACAUCUGUCCUUAGCACUCUGCCGAGAGAGUACUUCAUUGUAUAUCAAGAGAAUUUGGUGCACUGAUUGAAAGGUGAAGGUACGUGUUGUUAGGAAACAGUCGAAUAAUACUUCUUUUCGUGAUAGUUGAAGAUUCAGCCGAUGAUGUCAUUUCAUAAAUGACGAAGAACUUUUUAUAAAGAACGAUUCGUUUACCUCGUCAACUAUAACGGUGCGACAAGUGUAAUUAUUGUUAUAAAUAAUGAAACCCUUGCACACUCUAUUCCUGUACAUCAGUGUGUUUUCGGUAUGAAACAUUACAUGGAAAAAUAUCGUGUAUUAGUUUUUGAUAAUUAGUUUGAAGAAUCUUGUGAAAGAGUGAAAAUCAAACGCUUACGAUACGUCCUUGAAGAGGAUGCCGGUGGGAAGGUCGUCAAAGAUGGAUAUUCGAUUAUUUGUUUUACUCUUCUUCUUCGCGUUUGUUCAUCAAAGUAUCAACGCUGAAAAUUUGAAACUAUGCGUGGUCGAGAGCAUUCAUACAACAAAAAGGGUCCGCGAACUUUGCAAGCAGUUGGUAAUCUCAGGGAGUCAGGUAGAGUGUGUUAUAGGAAAUGAUAGGUUUAAUUGCCUGCGGCGAUUGACCAUGGCCAAAGCCGACUUUACCGUAAUGGAACCGGAAGAUCUGGUCGCAGCAUCCGCGUACAACGAAUACAACAUUCUAGUCACGAACGAGCUAAGAAUGCUUCCAGAUGAGAAGCAACGUUAUGAGAUGGUAGUCAUAGUAUCUAAGGAUGUGAGGAAUAUUUGGGACGUUAAGGGUAAGAGAUUCUGUCAUCCUGGACUGGAUACCACCGAUGAUUGGACCAAUGCAUUUUCUACGUACUUUGACGAAUGGGUAAUAUUGAGAAAAUGUGAUCCGGAUAAGACGUUGUUGGAGAAUCGAAUGGACGGUUUGUCGAAUUUCUUCGAAGCAGCUUGUAUUGCUGGCGCUUGGACCGCCGAUACCACAUAUGAUAGUAAAUUAAAAUCGAAGUAUAGGAAUCUUUGCGCCGCGUGCGAUAAUCCAGUCGGCUGUUAUACGAAUGAUGCCUAUUACGGUCGCGAAGGUGCUUUAUUCUGCCUCACUGAUAACGCAGGUGACAUUGCCUGGGUUAGAUUAAAUGAUACCCUGCUGCAUUUUAAGACGGAACGGAUCAGUAAAGAAAAUUACAAGUAUCUUUGUCCGGAUGGUACGACGAGGCCCGUGAAACUUGACAAACCAUGCGUAUGGAUAACAAAACCAUGGCCGAUGGUCGUCGCUAGAUCAGAGGUAGCAGAAAAGGUGGAGAAGAUGAUGAGCUCCUUGAAAAUGGACAAGUUCAGUUCGAUACUACGCCAAUUGUUGGAAAAUUAUCAUCCAACGCCGGUGAGCACAGAUACUCUGGAAACGCCGGAGGACUUCCUAACAAGAUUUCCUCGUUUCAUGACCGCUAAUAAUCGUGCAACGUGUCAUCCAUCGAGAAGAGUGAAAUGGUGCGUCGCGUCCAAUUUGGAAGAGAAUAAGUGUCGGUGGCUCAGGGAAGCUUCGAUCGUGUAUGGCGUGGAACCAGCAAUUUCGUGUAUCCAGGAAUUGAGCAGAGCAGGUUGUUUAAAGACUCUCAAGACCGAGCGUGCGGAUAUAUUCGUUGCAAAGCCGGAGGAGCUGUUUGACGCCAGAAAAAUGGGUCUAAAAACGAUCGUGCAGGUGGUACCCAAGAGGAACAAUGACUUCGUUAGAAUUGCGGCUAUCGUCCAACAGGAUUCAUGGAUCAAGAGUUUGAGAGACUUGAAAGGAGUCAAGGCGUGUUUCACGGGAUAUCGAGACGUUGGGUGGUACGCUUUUGUGGCUGCUCUGAAGAAUAUAUCAGGUACAAAGUCUUAUUGCUCGGACACAGAAGCAGUUGCUAACUUUUUUACAGAGAGUUCCGUUGUUGGUCUGAGUGACAGUGACGGCCAAAUGCCAUAUAAUUUACAUGCCUUGAAUAUCCAAGCGAACGGAGUUGGGAAAGAUUUGAUUGCCUUUGACUGCAUGAUGUCUGAUGUUGGAGACGUGGCUUUUGUUGAUUUAAAGAACAUCGAGGGGAAAAUUGGCAAUCCUGGCUAUCAGACGAGGAAUAACAAGUACCGAACCCUAUGCCUUAAUGAGGUCGAUUCGGAUGAAACAUGUUUGCUUACGUGGGCUCCGUUAGGCAUGGUGAUAACACAUGAAAAUAUAACAGACGUAAGACGAGAAGAAAUCUACUCGAUGCUUUUGGAAAUGGACAAGCUUUUCGGAAUUACUUUCAAGGGCCCAACGCCUGCGUUCUCCAUGUAUGGAAUAUAUGAUUCAAAUCAUAGUAUUAUAUUUCCGGACGAAACUCAACAUCUACAGUUAGAAGUUCACCAAAUUCAACGUGUAGCGAGUUACCCUGUUAUUAUUGAUGAUCUUGUAAAACAAGUUAAUUGCAACGGCGCGGCAUAUUUGAAUUUCCAUUAUAGUUACAUGAAGGUUAUAUAUAUUUUGAUCGUUAUGUUAAGUAAAUUACAAAUUACUUGAGCAUAAAUGUCUUUCCUUACAUCAUUAUAUAAGUCUAUGUUUUGAUAAAGUGAUAUUUAGAAUAAUAAAGAAAUUAUUACUGAAGAA
Bombus huntii is the source of this 2903-nucleotide messenger RNA. It is a transcript of the gene Tsf3, whose product is annotated as transferrin. Bases 678 to 2816 code for a protein of 712 amino acids. The record is from RefSeq and is a predicted model, not a curated record. NCBI's taxonomy places the organism in Eukaryota, Metazoa, Arthropoda, Insecta, Hymenoptera, Apidae. The transcript has 16 exons. Gene Ontology annotation, cellular component: signal recognition particle receptor complex. Gene Ontology annotation, biological process: protein targeting to ER.